Molecule: messenger RNA, 4760 nt
Organism: Monosiga brevicollis MX1
Lineage: Eukaryota; Choanoflagellata; Craspedida; Salpingoecidae
Exons: 11
Coding region: 1-4632 (1543 amino acids)
Biological process (GO): tRNA methylation
Cellular component (GO): cytosol
Source: RefSeq, a predicted model, not a curated record
AUGACCUACAUGGUCUUGAUCAAAACCCACGCCUCUGUCAACGGCACGGAAGUCCAUCUACCCGCCCUACUCACUGGAGAUGCCAAGGCCAUGGCAGCAGAGACGCAGUUCCUGGCCGUACCUUCCCUGCAAGGCACAAUCGAGGGCGCCCAUGCCUCGGUGCCCCACAUCCGCGGCCUGCUGGCCUUGUUACCGCGAGAGCAACUUGUUGCCAGGCCAUCCACCACAUCAGAAAAUGACUCCACCCCCCUCUUUGAGCGGCUGGUCUCCGCCCUUUUGCUGCGCGCAUCCCCGGACCAAACCUUGGACACGCGCAUUGCCGCCUAUCAGACACUUAACGUUGCAGCCUCGUUGCUUGUCACGCAAGUGACCGACGCGCCAGAUUUAUCGGCCUUUGAUGUUGCUAGCCUGGUGACUGAGCUCCUCAACUGUAGCAUGGAAGGAGCUGACGACAAGGUGGCGGUCAUCAAAAGCCAGGCACGCAGCAUCUUUUCCAAGCUCUUGCGCCUCCUCCGCUCUGGCCAGGAACAGCUACUGGAAACGUUAACCCGAGGCCUGGCCGCCAUGCCCGCGGAUAGCAAGCGACGGUAUGCUUUGCUGGCGCGCUUGGUUAACGAGUUUGGCUUUGACUUUUGGCAAUCGCGCUUUGUCGAUCUGCCCGCCAUGGUGGCCGCUGGACUCGAGUACCAUGGCACUGUUCAAGCCGCCAGUAGCGUGUAUCGUGCCGCCAUCAAGGCGUAUACCUUUCCAACAGACUUGCCGCGCUGGAGAGCCAGCUGGGCAAAUCUUCUAGUUGAUCUCUUGAGUCGGCGCGAGGCAGCAGUGGCUCUCACCGUCCGUGAGCUCUGGCUGCCAGACACGGCCCGCGCCUCGCCCCUGCUUCUACCGUGCUUGCGUGAGGAGCUGACAGCUCGUAAGGUGCAUCUAGACUACAGCAGCCUUCUUCAAGGUUUGCUUUUGGUCGCUGCCGCUGCUCGUCAGGAGGGUCAACUCCCCGAUGAUAUAUGGCGUGAUCCAGCCACUUGUGCUUCUGCCCUGGGCUUGGACUAUGCAUCUCUCCAAAGUGCCUUCCUUCAUCAGGACGAGAACAUCCGUUUCACGGCAGCAGCACUCGUGCUUGCGGCCCCACAGACCAUCCACGUGCCGGAAACCUGCGAACUGGAUCUCUUUUGUCAGUUUGUAUCCCAAAACCUCAACUGCCCUUGGGCCUCAGCACGUCAGCGGACCCUAACGCUGGUGCGGCAAUUUUGGCAGCGCCUGCUUGUUAGUGAGCAGCACGCUCGCCAGCGCCAUGCCAAACUCGAAGCCAUGGCUCUUCGCCGCGCAGACGAGGAUCAAGCACUUUCGCCUGAAGAGGAUCGCAGCCAUUCUGAAGCAUUCGAUUUAACUGAUGCCGCCCAUGAACGUGUCGAGAUCGCGCUCCGCCACUGCCAGCGAGAAGCCCUCCUCAGCCUGAGCGUCGGAACCAACGCGCAACGCUCAGGGCAGGGUCUCAAGCUUCUCUUGCUCUUGGAAGAUAUGCUGGAAUGGACCGAAUGGGCUCACGCUGACGUGGUGCAAAAUGAUGCCCAUGCUCUCUAUACGGUGGCUUUUGCUCUGGCCUCCAACUACCCCGCUCUGCGGGCCGACGCCGCCCGCGUCCUUCAAGCGUGGUACCCGCGUCUGGCCCCAACAGAGCAGCUCAAUCUCAAGGAAUUUGCCCUGCGAAACAUGUGGUCAGCCUGUGGUGCACCACGCAGCAAGGACCGUCAAGCAGCCGUUGCCUUCGCGCGAACGUUGUUGCCUUUGCCAGUUGAACACACCAUCGUGGUAACCCCUGAUCCAAUGCGAACCCCCGCCCACAGUCCGACCUUGCCUGCACAAUCAGCCGAUGCCGAGGAAAGCGCGUCUCCGCUUGCCCGCCUCGUGGUAGCCGGGGCCCCCGUCUUGCUCUCCUUGGAGGCACGCGUCACAGCGCCUGCUUCAAUGGCCCAGUCGUCCUGUGUACAGCUUCUGCUUCACGAGGUGCGCUAUCAUAUGGGUAUCUUAACGGCCUCGACGGAUCGUAAUCGGUGGAGCCGCCACCCCUUGGAUGGUUGGAUCGAGUGCGUGCAGGAAGCACUGCUGCGCGAGCCCUUGAACAAGGAAGACUUACGGGCAACGUUUGAGCUGGGACAGGCCGUGCUGGCCUACGGUCGAGCCAUGCUGGCACUGGAUCGGGGCUCCAUGCCUUCUUUCGCUGAUAUGGACGGUGCCAUCACCGAUUGCGUGGAAGAUGAUCAAGACACCAUGGCCAGCGACAACGCUUCCUAUGCCAUGAAUUUUGCCUGGACCACACUACGCGCCGGCUCAGCCCUACUAGCCACGGUGGUGCAGGUCAUUGUUGGCUCAAAUACGGGCCAUUGGUCAAUGGACGAGCAGGUCGCACUUACUCAGACUGUGACGGAGGGUCUCCGCGACAUUUUGGCCUCGUGUCGCCAUCGUGGCAUCAUCGAGUCCACGGCCGGGACACUGCUGCAGCAAACUCGCAAGCGCCACGCUCUGGUUGAUACCAUGGCACAACUUGAGGGCAUUGCCCGCUUGGGCAUUCACUUUGACGCAUCUGACGAAACACUGGAUCCACCACAGAUGUUGGCGUUUUACGUGCUGAAGCUGGUGCUGGGUGAUCGCACACUCAGUGCAGCUACCGAGCACAGUCUGGCACAUUGCGCGCGACUUGCCAUUGAUGGAUUCAGAGCAAGCACCUGGUUGAUUCGCAACGCCAGUUUGCAGCUUUUUUCCCAAGCAAUUGAGCGCAUCUUUGAAAGUGGGCCCAACGAAAGCGGCUGUCUCCCCACAACGGACUUUGCUCGCCGGUACCGAGUGCUCUGGACUCGCUUACAACAGGAAAUCACGGAUCUGGCCAAGCAUUGCUUUGACCUACCCUUCCUUCUGGAUCAACCACAUUUGAUGCCCCUCUUGCUCAUGCUGGCUCGACUGCGUGGUGCACUCAACGCGGAUGAUGUUGUGCCGGAGGGCUUAUGGGACAGUCUGGCUCGAUUGGCACAGUGCCCGAGCUACCACGCACGGACUCGAGCGGCCAUAGCCCUGGCACGGCUCGGCGAAACGCCCCGCCUGCUUGAUACAACCGAAGUGACCACGCCCAAUGCACUACACGGAGCGCUACUCUGCGCUCAUGCCGCGUUGAAGCGCGGCAUUGUGUGGGCACCGGCAGUAGGGAAUUGCUUGCGCGGCCUUCAAUCCAAACUUGGCACCACUUUGGACUCCAUGUGCUUGCAUGCUUGGCAAGAGUGCUUCUUGGCACUACCCACUGAAUGGCAAGCACGUUUCGAGACCGUGAGCCCACAGCAUGCAACAGUGCACGUGCAGGUCCGCGCACAGGCUAUGGAAGCCCAUCAAGCCCAUCGCGCCCAAUCUCUGCAACAAGCCAAAGCUGCCCUGGCCACCGGAGAAAUCACCGCCGAGGAUGCGGCCCGGCUACUUUUUGCUCAAUUCUCGAAUACUGUAGCUGAUGAGCUGGCUCUGACCGCACUGGCUCAUGCAGUGCUGCGCGCGCUGGGUGCUCAAAAGUCUGGCACUUACGACGUGUUCGCUAGCACUGAAGUGGUCCAAGGCGUUUUGCAGCUAAAGAACGAUCGUCUGCGACAAGCUCUCUUUGCAGUGCUGGGCUACGUGGCCGUGGAGGAGGCGUUACCAGCAUUGCUGCACCGCUGCAUGGCUUUGUGUGCUUGGGAUCGCGAUCCUGUCUUCCAGCUUGCGGCGGCCCGUUGCAUGCGCGGUCUGUGCGCGAGAUCUACAGCAAACCUGGAGGUAGCGUGGGCUCGAGACGCCGUGCUGGUGCUGCUGGAGCUAGCCGAAGCUGAAGAUGACUCAAUUCGCCAAAUGGCUUGCAAAGCCUGGCAAGGCCUGUCGGGCGCGCAACUACCUGCCAAUUUUGUGGGCACUUCGAGCGAUAUUAUGGCCUGGUUGUGUACGUCGGCCACCACAGACGCCGCGCGUGAGCAUUUAUUGGUGCAUUUUUUGGAACGAUGUGACCGCUUUGAAGCCUUGAACACGACCAAGUUGUUUGAACAAGAACCUCUCAACUGCUUCCGUGAGCCCCUUCUCUGGUUUCAGCGCACGCACCGCUUGGCAGCGUAUUGGGGGCCCCUGGCUCUGCAGCCAACUACGGUUGCCCAGUGGCGUUCACGCUUGCUGUCAGACCUCGAAAAUUUGAGCACAAUCAAUGCCGUAACCUUGUAUGCGCAGUCAGAGCGCCUACGAGUUUUCAAAACCAUCCACACAUUAGGUGCGGUGUUUUGCAGCCAACACCACGUGGAUGCUGAGGUGUUGAAGGCGGUCGAGCGCGCGCUUGACAAUAUGUGGUGGAUCAACACGGACGUCUGUCUGGGCUUUGACCUCCGAUGGCAGCUCGGUACUUUGCGAAGAAGUGGUGGUACAACGAUGGACGCACUCGAUGGUGCUGGCGAGCCCGCCGCAUCUCCUGCCCAGCACCUGCUGCUGCUGACGGCGCUUCUCGCUGCAGUGGGUAUCAUAAAAGCAUCUGAGGCGCCCGACGUUGAGCAAAUCCCGUCCGAGGGAUCGACCACAGACCCUUCAAGUGACGUAAAUAGCCUGUAUAUGAUCACCGACAACGUUUGGUGGCUUUCGUAAGGAAAGCUGGCUCAAUCACCUCGCGGCUGUCGCGAUGACCUGUCUCCCGAGUCCAAGAUGUCUUCUGCAUCACACCUGUCACUUUUUCUGGUGUGCGUCUUUCGAUUAAUUUACUCAAGGGGAGUGAG